UGUCAUCUAUGACCGUGCGGUGUUUCGCGUUAUUCGUUUCAUUGGUUUGGAAUGCAACUUUCCAUUAAAAGGAGAGUUCAGGUUAAUUUUCAAUCUUGCGGUUUGGAUAUUUGUGCAUCGGCUAGCUGGCUUUUAAAGAAACUCGGCUUUUACCUGUCAAUACCUAACAUCUGGUCCAAGAUGUCAAAUCAUGCAGAUCACUCGAAUUAUUUGCAAGAUAGCAGUAGCGACGCAGAAACAGACAAAGAAACAGAUGAUAGAGGACGACAUCGUAUUUAUGGGAAUAGAAUGAGUUGUGGUGGCUCUUCCAAACCAAAAUCUUGUCUGGUUCAAAGAGAUGGAAGCAAUGAAAGGCACUGUCAUUCCUUCAAUUCUGGCAGGCAAAAUACAAAUAUUAAUCAUCAAAACAGACUUUGUACCGGGGUUGCCGUUGGAAAAACUCAACAAAAUCAAUGUAGGGACAAUUUGCCGUCGUCGGCGUCUAUUAUCGGUGUAAAUAAUCCACCAGCUAGCGAUGAUCGCAUUACUCUUAUUGUGGAUAAUACUGUAUUUAUCGUUGACCGCGCCUUGUUCACCGCACAUCCAAAUACAAUGUUGGGAAGAAUGUUUAGUUCUGGCGUAGAAUAUGCUCAACCAAAUGAACGCGGUGAAUACCAAGUUGCGGAAGGCGUAUCUGCCAUGGUGUUUAGAGCUAUUCUUGAUUAUUAUAAAGGUGGAAUAAUACGUUGUCCACCGUCAGUCGCGGUUCAAGAUUUGCGGGAGGCAUGCGACUAUCUUCUUGUUCCUUUCGAUGCUAGCACAGUGAAAUGCCAAAAUUUGAGAGGGUUAUUACAUGAGUUGUCUAACGAAGGCGCGCGCUGCCAGUUCGAAGUGUUCCUCGAGGACUUGAUGUUGCCCCUGAUGGUAAACAGUGCGCGUAGAGGUGACCGUGAAUGCCAUAUCGUCGUUUUACUGGAAGACGAUACCGUCGACUGGGACGAAGAAUAUCCCCCGCAAAUGGGAGAGGAGUACUCGCAAACCGUCAACAGCACCGCGAUGUAUCGGUUUUUCAAGUACAUCGAGAACAGGGAUGUGGCCAAGCAGGUGAUGAAGGAACGCUGCCUGAAAAAGAUCCGCUUGGGCAUCGAAGGCUAUCCUACCUACAAGGAGAAAGUGAAGACAAGAGCGGGAGGACGGUCCGAGGUGAUUUACAAUUACGUGCAGAGGCCUUUCAUUCACAUGUCCUGGGAGAAGGAGGAGGCGAAAAGUCGACACGUCGACUUCCAGUGCCUAAAAUCGAAAUCCGUAACGAACCUUGCGGAAGCCACUGCCGACCCGGUGCUAGACGCCGGGGCAAAUCCUAUAGGAAUGGGUCUGUUGCAGUCUACGGAACCAACCACUCAACCGGAAGUAGUGAUGCCCGCCGGCCCAGAGGCGGACGCCGAAGGCGCCGUAGGAUUACCGGCCGAGCAGGAUCUCGGCCAAAUGGCAGCCGACGAUUUACGCAACUUCACGAUAAAGAAAUCCGCGAUCGAGAAAUCCUAUUCGGAGGCGCUCCUCAAAAUAUCUUCCGCCUAUUUGAACAAGAAAAUCCCGUACAUUCCGGACCUGAAGGUCGAUGGCGGCGACGAGAAAUGGAACAUGUGGAACGUUUGGCGGACCGUGCUGGAGGAGAACGAGAAGCUGGCCAGAGCUCGGCUAGCGGCCGUCGAGGUUUUUCAACAACAAAUUGCCGACGACGCCAAAAGCUUGAAGAUGCACAAACUCCAAAUUUCAAAGAAGGCGAUCGACCAAUUGAUGAUAGUACAAAAAGAGCUGCAAAUGUGCGUGCAGGACGUGGAUAAAACGAAGAAGUUGUACUUCGACGAGGAGCACAGUGCUCACGACGUCCGGGACAAGGCAAAAGACAUCGAGGAAAAAUUAAAGAAAAAGAAAGGAUCUUUCUUUCAAUCGAUAACGUCGUUGCAGAAAAACAGCGCGAAGGUGAGCUCGAAACGCGACGCAUUGGAGGAAAAGUCAACGGGAGCUCGAAACGAUUAUUUACUUAGCCUCGCCGCUGCGAAUGCCCAUCAAAAAAGAUAUUUUGUAGUCGAUUUACAGAACACCAUGCAGUAUUUGGAACAAGGCGUUUACGAUAAGGUAGCCGAAUAUUUAACGCUGAUGGGUCGUACCGAACUCUUGACCUGUCUGGCAACGCAGAACAGCUUCACGAAAAUUCGCGACCAAGCGCAACAACUCACUAGAGAGUACAACAUUCAGUGUUGCUGUUUGUACUACCCUGUUUUGAAGCAGCAUAUAGAGUACGAUUUCGAGUGUUGCGACAACGAUCCGGUGGAUAGGAUAACCGCCGAUCACUCUGCCGCGGCCACGCUCGGUAAAGAGGCUCGUCGCUGGUCGACGAGAAUAGCGCGUGAAGUAAGCAGCAUCCGGGAGAACAGUAGGAAAUUGCAGAAUUUUAUUCAGCUGAAAGAGUCCGGGCAAAAGACUGAUCCAAACGAUCCGCAAGGUCCGGAUUUGGACACGAAAAUCGACGAGCUGAAACACGCAAUACGACGCGCAGAGACAGCUAAGCUGAAAGCAGAGUCGAGAAUAGAUUGCCUUCGGAACGGUGGAGUGAACGUCGACGAGUGGCUGCAGGAGGUCGAGACAUUGAGCGUGCAGGACAUGCCACGCUCGGCCAGCUCCCUCUCCGUGAGGACGGACGCUUCUGGAACUGCGGAACAUCCGUCCUCGGAUUCGUUCUACGAUAGCGACGGGGACGGUGGAAGCGACCUGACCACCGUCGAGCGGCCGGGCAGUGUAAAGAAUACUUCUCAGCAGGAAGACGAGCCUAUCGACGAAAGACAAAGGCACGACAGCGAGGAAGUUGACGCGUUGCUCGAGCAAGAGAAACAACGAAUAGAGCAGCUGACUGUAGGAUGGGACGAUCCAACGGCUGUGGACUGGGACAACGAGGAGAAAGACGAGCAGACGGAAGUCCACGAAACAGAGGAGGCGCCUCCUGCGCAACCGAUUUACAAGUGCACUGCGCUGUAUUCGUACACGGCGCAAAAUCCAGACGAACUGUCGAUUGUUGAAAGCGAACAGCUCGAAGUUGUUGGCGAAGGCGACGGGGAUGGUUGGUUGCGAGCUCGCAAUUACCGUGGCGAAGAAGGUUUCGUUCCUCAAAAUUAUCUCGAUGUCGAGCGCGAGUCCGAAACCACUUCCGGUUUGACUUCCCAGGGGCCGGGACUCGUCCAUCAGAUAUCCUUCUCUUCGGUGGACUACACGAUCGACGACCACGACGCGGUCGAUCCUGAUGCUAAUUUGCAACAUGCUAUUGUUUCGGAAGCAGCAAUUGUACAAAAUCAUAUAGGAGAACCCGAGCAAUUCUGUAUCGCCCUUUACGAUUACGACGCUACGUGCGACGAGGAGGUUAGUUUCUACGAAGGCGACGUUGUGAAAAUUCUAAGAAAAGAUCCGCACGACGUCGAUGACGGCUGGUGGGAGGGAGAAAUUCGCGGGCAUCGAGGAUUAUUCCCCUCUUUGAUCAUGGAACCGUGCGCUGCCGACGGUUCACCUUUAACCCCGCAGGAGAACAUAACGCCACCGAGUUCCGCGCCUCCUGUAUUCACCCCGCCCGAAGUUCCAGAGUUUUUCUUGGAGGACGAGUUGACGCAGGGCAUGAUGAAAGUGAGCGCAGAAAUGCAGGAGGCUGAGCAAAUCGCUAACGCGAACGCCGAGCAAUCGCAAGACGGUUUCGUAAUAAAUCUUUCCAAGGACCAGAAGAGCCAUUAUGGCUCACAGUUUGAGGAAGACGGGUCCGAGGGGCCUGGCAUCGUAGUUGUACAAGUAUCGGAUGAAUCUGGAAUGAAGACAGAUGAGGAGAAAGCGAAGCCGUCGGUGACCACCGAGAACACCGACGACGACCAAUCCAAAGAUGAAUUUGGAUUAGGCGUUGCUCAGAUCGUAAUCACGGCUGCGACCCCCAUGGAGGAAGUCGAGCACCCUUUCCCCGGGAUGGAGGAGGCUGCCGACGACACGGUCAAGUCUACCGAAAGCUCUGAAGGUGGUGAUCUGCCGUCUAGCGCCACUACCACUGACAUGAACGAAAGUGACUGCAAAGAGACCACCGUUAUCAUGGAUGAAAAAGAGGAUCAAGAGACUACCGAAGCACCGGAGGACAUUGAAGAAAAGUCAACGGUGGACGAUUUGCCAGCGGAUUCGGCACCAUUUCCGGUUAGUAGCAGUUCCGGCAGCGAGGCGGACUCGACGACUGGGCCGAGCACAGGAGAAAAUUCUCAGUCGAUACCGUCUCGCGGCACGGUGAUUGAUGUACAGGAACAACAACAGCUACAGCAACUGGAACAGGAACAGGAACAGGAACAGGAAUUGGAACAACGGGAAAUCGAAACAGAAGAAAUCGAGAUCGUGCCGAAGAAAAUGGUGAUGGCAGGAAGGGCAAGUAUUCCAGAUGAAUUACAACCCGACCAGCUGGAGAAGCUGCAAAAUCUGAAAGAAUCGAAUGCCUAGGAUUGACUAGACCUCGGAGAGGAUCCCGAUUAUCCUGCCUUAACAAAUAAACUGGCUCUUCCGAAAAAUCAUCAAAAUAAGUUUCAGCAUUUGCUGGAAUUCUGGAAAUCUCCGGAGGUUAUUGGGAGGAAAGACUAACCGGGAAAGAAUCGAUAGAAACGGGGAAACAGAAAAAAGAUACUGAGCAAAUUUUUAUGUUAAUACUAUGUACACAACCUUUUUGCUAGACGAUACUCUAGUGAACUAUUUAAAACAAAAAAACGAAAAAACAAAUGAAGGGUGUUGCGACUUUUGCAACAUAUUUACAAGACGUUAAUUGUACAGAGCCAUAAGGUAAUAAAGAGAAUUGUCGAUACCUAUGAUAGAAUGGAAACGUUUAGUUGUUCGUGUACAUUUUAAGAGAAUUAUAAUGGUGUUGCAUGUACUAACAAA
This is a messenger RNA of Megalopta genalis, 4923 nucleotides long. The record is from RefSeq and is a predicted model, not a curated record. NCBI's taxonomy places the organism in Eukaryota, Metazoa, Arthropoda, Insecta, Hymenoptera, Halictidae.